Messenger RNA from Vanderwaltozyma polyspora DSM 70294, 834 nucleotides. RefSeq lists its product as uncharacterized. The transcript has a single exon. Gene Ontology annotation, molecular function: iron ion binding; fatty acid 2-hydroxylase activity. Gene Ontology annotation, cellular component: membrane; endoplasmic reticulum. The record is from RefSeq and is a predicted model, not a curated record. Gene Ontology annotation, biological process: lipid biosynthetic process; fatty acid metabolic process. NCBI's taxonomy places the organism in Eukaryota, Fungi, Ascomycota, Saccharomycetes, Saccharomycetales, Saccharomycetaceae. Bases 1 to 834 code for a protein of 277 amino acids.
AUGAAAAUUGAAGAAUCCAUUGAAACUUAUAUUCAUAUAAGAAAGACAACACUUACUGAAGAAAAAUUAAAGGUAACAACUGAUUAUAAUAAAGAUUUUAAUGAGAAUGGAUUUCUGAAAUUGGAUGAGCCACUAUUUUGGCAGCUAUUGAGUUCAAAUUUUACAAGAGAUUUCUAUAUUGACCAGGUCCAUAAGCCUAGACAUUAUGGAAUUGAAUCAGCACCUAUAUUUGGUAAUUUUUUAGAACCUUUUACCAAAACUCAUUGGUUUAUGGUUCCAUUAAUUUGGGGUCCGGUUGUUCUAUACAAUUUCAUUGUUUCGUUAAGAGAAAUUAGUAUAAUUUUGGCGAUUACAUUAUUUUCAAUUGGGGUAUUUGUAUGGACAUUAAUUGAAUAUUGUAUGCAUAGAUAUCUUUUCCACUUGGAUGAUUCAGUUCCUGAAACCAGAUUAUUUUUUGUAUUGCAUUUUUUGUUACAUGGCAUUCACCAUUAUCUUCCAAUGGACAAAUAUAGAUUAGUGAUGCCACCGGCAUUAUUUUCUAUAUUAUGUUAUCCAUUUUACCUUUUGACAUUUGCGAUAUUUCCUAGAUAUUGGGCACAUGCUGGGUUUGCUGGAGGACUGUUUGGGUAUGUUUGUUAUGACGUUACUCACUAUUUUCUCCAUCAUAAGAAAAUGCCAUCAUUUAUGCGGAAAGUGAAGAAAUACCAUUUAGAACAUCACUACAAGAACUUCCAGUUGGGUUUCGGUGUUACCAGUUCAUUUUGGGAUAGAGUAUUUGGGACGUAUUUGGAUCCCAAGACCAUACCUUACGCUAGGUCCAAGAGAACUACCUAA